ACACAAUCUCAGUUUCAACUCUCACACUCUCAAUUUCCACUACACCAAAAUGACCACCGUGACCACCAUCACGCUGUCCACUUUUUUCAUUAUCACAACUACAAUCCUCACAUUCACCAAAGCCCACAACAUCACAGCAAUAUUAUCCCCAUUCCCAGAAUACAGCCAGUUUAACAAUUACCUCACACAAACAAAACUUGAUGACGACAUCAACAGCCAUGAAACCAUUACUGUUUUGGUCUUAAAUAAUGGCAUUAUGUCAUCACUUGCUGAUAAACACCCACUAUCUGUUAUAAAAGCUGUAUUAAGUUUACAUAUUUUACUAGAUUAUUAUGAUAAUAAAAAACUUCAUGCUAUUUCAGAUGGGACUACUUUAUCUACCACUUUAUAUCAAACCACUGGGAAUGCACCUGGAAAUGUUGGGUUUGUUAAUAUUACUGAUUUGAAAGGCGGUAAAGUCGGGUUUGGAUCCGCUGUUUCUGGAUCCAAACUCGACUCUUCUUAUACGAAAUCUGUUAAACAGAUUCCGUAUAAUAUUUCUGUUUUGGAAAUUAGUUCUCCUAUUAUUGCCCCUGGGAUUUUAACUGCUCCAGCUCCUUCAGCUGAUGUUAAUAUUACUGGUUUGUUGGAGAAAGCAGGAUGCAAAACAUUUGUGAAGCUAAUAACAGACACCGGAGUAUUAAAGGUUUUCCAAAAAGCAGCAGGAAAUGGACUAACAAUAUUUGCACCAUCAGAUGAGGCAUUUAAGGCGGCCGGGACACCAGAUCUAAGUACACUAACCAGUGCCGAGCUCGUGGCGCUUUUAGAGUACCACGCGCUCGGCUCAUACACGCCAAAAGGCUCGUUAAAAACAACCAAAAAACCGAUAAGUACUCUUGCAACCAAUGCAGGUGGUAAAUAUGAUCUAAGUGUAUCUACAGCCGGUGAUUCAGUAACUUUGGUUUCGGGUGUUGGAUCUUCAAGACUAGCAAGUACGGUACUAGACUCAACACCGUUAUGUGUUUUUACUGUGGAUAAUCUACUUUUACCGACUGAGUUGUUCGGUAAAGCACCUUCGCCAGCGCCGGAUAUGUCGCCAGAAAGCGCCCCGGCGCCGGCUCCAGAGAUGUUGGCGCCGGAGCCAGCAGCACCGGCGCCUUCGCCGUUCCUUUCACCGCCGGCGCCCCCGAUGGAGUCGCCGGCAAGUGGACCGGCUCCGGCUGAAGAGCCGACUGCUGAUUCACAGAAUAGUGAUGCUAGUAACGAUGUUAACGCCGUCAAAGCUCCGUUAGUUUACAUAGCGUUAGUGAGUGUGUUAAUGUCUUACGUUAUGAUUUGAAGUUAAAUGUUUUACGUUUUUUUUAUUUUCUUUCUUUUUUUGUUAUUUAUUGUGGGGUUUUUUUAGUUUGUUUAAUUUAAUUAGGGGGAUAUUGUAAGAUGCGCAUUUUAGCAGCAGGCCAGUCAGGUGGGUGGUGUAAUAACAUUGAUAUUUGUGAGUAAUGUGACUUUGAGUGGUUUGAGAGGAAUACUGAUUACCGAGGAAAGCUUUUGUUUGUUAAA
Erigeron canadensis is the source of this 1539-nucleotide messenger RNA. Its product is annotated as fasciclin-like arabinogalactan protein 10. The transcript is spliced from 2 exons. Lineage: Eukaryota; Viridiplantae; Streptophyta; Magnoliopsida; Asterales; Asteraceae. The record is from RefSeq and is a predicted model, not a curated record. The coding region runs from base 50 to 1318 and encodes 422 amino acids. Gene Ontology annotation, cellular component: plasma membrane.